Molecule: messenger RNA, 1971 nt
Organism: Frankliniella occidentalis (western flower thrips)
Lineage: Eukaryota; Metazoa; Arthropoda; Insecta; Thysanoptera; Thripidae
Gene: Naa15-16
Product: N-alpha-acetyltransferase 16, NatA auxiliary subunit
Biological process (GO): N-terminal peptidyl-methionine acetylation
Cellular component (GO): cytoplasm; NatA complex
Molecular function (GO): protein-N-terminal amino-acid acetyltransferase activity; protein binding
Source: RefSeq, a predicted model, not a curated record
UUUUGAUUUGUUCUAGACCGAAGAAGGUUGCGUUUUUUUCCUGUACGGAGUAUUUACAGACACCCAAGGAGAAUCACCGCCCGUCUAUUGUAGAGAUUGAGAAUUCGCAGUCACGUGACUACCGCGCCAUCUUGGUCAGGGCCACGAGGGUUUACACCAAACUUCUGAUAAACAUUUGCAUUUUUUUACCUUGAUUUUCAAUCAAAAUGCCCUCAAGUAACCCUUUGCCACCUAAAGAAAACGCCCUUUUUAAGCGAAUUUUGAAAUGCUACGAACACAAGCAGUACAAAAAUGGGCUGAAAUUUGCAAAGCAAAUUCUAACCAACCCAAAGUAUAUGGAACAUGGAGAAACUUUGGCUAUGAAAGGGCUGACUUUGAAUUGCUUGGGCCGUAAAGAGGAAGCUUAUGAAUAUGUAAAACGAGGUCUUCGCAAUGACCUCCGUUCACAUGUUUGCUGGCAUGUUUAUGGAUUGCUUCAGAGGUCUGACAAAAAGUAUGAUGAGGGAAUCAAAUGCUAUCGGAAUGCUCUCAAGUGGGAAAAGGAUAACAUCCAAAUCCUUAGAGAUCUGUCCCUUUUACAAAUUCAUUUGCGUGACCUUGAAGGCUACAGAGAUACAAGAUACCAGCUAUUUCGUUUGCGACCCACUCAAAGGGCCUCAUGGAUUGGGUUUGCUAUGUCAUACCACUUACUUGGAGACUAUGAGGGUGCUUUGAAAAUUCUUGAAGAUUUUCGCAAAACUCAGUCAGAAAUUCCUAGCUCUUUUGACUAUGAACAUUCAGAACUUCUUCUCUAUCAGAACAUGGUUAUUCAAGAGUCUGGUGCCUUGAAAGAAGCUGUAGCACAUUUGGAGCAGUACCAAGAUCAGAUUCUAGACAAGCUUAGCAUUCUAGAAACUUUGGGCACUUUGUAUCUGGAUCUUCAACGUUUUGACCGAGCUGAAUCAGUUUAUUCUGAGUUAAUUAAGCGUAACCCAGAAAAUACUAUGUAUUUCAGCAAGUAUCUUCAAGCUAAACAGCUGACUGAUGUUGAUGAGAUUGUUGACAUUUUUGAAAUGUUUCAAAGACAAUUUCCAAGAGCUCAUGCUUCUAAACGUCUCUCCCUGAAUUAUGCAGUUGAGGGUAGGUUCAGGAAAUUAGUUGAUACCUACUUGAGACAUGGACUGCACAAAGGAGUACCUCCUCUAUUUGUUGAUUUGCGAUCACUGUACAAAGUGCAAGCAAAGGCUGACACUAUUCAGGACCUUGUUUUGUCAUAUGUUGAUCAAUUGAAGAAGACAGGCCACUUUUCUCAAGCUGAUGCUGAUGCAGGUCUCCCAAAAGAGCCAGCAUGUGCUCUCCUUUGGACGUAUUAUUUCCUAGCACAGCACUUUGAUUUCUUGGAAGACACAGACAAAGCCCUCUUCUAUAUUGAUGCUGCAAUUGACCACACCCCAACACUCAUAGAGCUGUUUGUGUGCAAAGGUAGAAUAUUUAAGCAUGGUGGCGAUGUGAUGAAAGCCUUUAAAUACCUAGAUGAAGCUCAGGGGUUAGAUACAGCUGACCGAUAUAUCAACUCUAAAUGUGCAAAGUACAUGCUUCGAGCCAAUCUCAUUGAUGAAGCUGAGGAAACAUGUGAAAAGUUCACCCGAGAGGGAGUUACAGCAAUGGAAAAUCUUAAUGAAAUGCAAUGCAUGUGGUUCCAAACUGAGUGUGCCCUUGCAUACCAAAGACUGCAGAGAUGGGGUGAUUCUUUAAAGAAGUGCCAUGAAAUUGACAGGCACUUUUCGGAAAUCAUCGAUGACCAAUUUGAUUUCCACACAUACUGCAUGCGGAAGAUGACACUCCGCUCUUAUAUGGGCCUGCUUCGAUUAGAAGAUGUUCUUCGCUCUCAUCCUUUCUAUUUCAAAGCUGCUCGUUGUGCCAUUGAGGUUUAUCUCCAUCUCUUUGAAAAUCCCUUGAAGGACGUCACUGCAGAACAGGAGCUGAACACAG